Closterium sp. Naga37s-1 is the source of this 981-nucleotide messenger RNA. The record is from the annotation of a GenBank genome assembly. NCBI's taxonomy places the organism in Eukaryota, Viridiplantae, Streptophyta, Zygnematophyceae, Desmidiales, Closteriaceae.
AUGGAGUCUCAGUUCACGCAGAUCUGCGUACGUACGGACGGUGAAGCAGACGCACAUCCGCCUCAUCCCUUUUUCCUUUGCCUUUUUCCCUUUCCCAGCAUCCCCCUUUCCGCUUCCCCCAUCUCCCAUUCCCUUCCCCUCAUCCCCCUUUCCGCUUCCCCCAUCUCCCAUUCCGUUCCCCUCAUCCCCCUUUCCACUUCCCCCAUCUCCCAUUCCCUUCCCUUCAUCCCCCUUUCCGCUUCCUCCAUCUCCCAUUCCCUUCCCAGCAUCCCCCUUUCCCUUCCCAGCAUCCCCCUUCCCUUACUGCAUCCCCCUUUCCCUUCCCAGCAUUCCUUGCCCCCUUCCCCGCACCCCCCUUUCCCUUCCCCGCAUCCCCCUUUCCCUUCCCAGCAUCCCCCUUUCCCUUCCCAGCAUCCCCCUUCCCUUCCCCCAUCUCCCUUCCCACUCUGCUGUCACCUCUCAUCCCCAAUUAUUGAUUCCCUUCCUCCCUGCCUCUUUUCCUUCCCAUCACUCUCUCCCUUUCUCCCUCCCUUCCUCCCUUCCGCCCUCCCUCCCUGUCUCCUUCCCCCACCCUUCCCCGCUCUCUCUCCCUUGCCUCCCCUCAGUUUCCUCCCUUGCCUCUCCUCAGUUUCCUCCCUUGCCUCCCCUCAGUUUCCUCCCUUGCCUCCCCUCAGUUUCCUCCCUUGCCUCCCCUCAGCUUCCUCCCUUGCCUCCCCUCAGUUUCCUCCCUUGCCUCCCCUCAAUUUCCUCCCUUGCCUCCCCUCAGUUUCCUCCCUUGCCUCCCCUCAGUUUCCUCCCUUGCCUCUCCUCAGUUUCCUCCCUUGCCUCCCCUCAGUUUCCUCCCUUGCCUCCCCUCAGUUUCCUCCCUUGCCUCCCCUCAAUUUCCUCCCUUGCCUCACCUCAGUUUCCUCCCUUGCCUCCCCCCUAUUGCCCUGCUUCCAGCAUGGAGCAACAAAGAACCAGUCAACCCUACUUUUGUGA